AUGGAGAAGUUCUACCGAGGACUGGAUCCUAUAACACAGUCAAUUGCGAACAAUGCAGCUGAUGCUUGUUUUAUGGAUAAAACUUACACUCGAGUUACCAACAUACUUACCAGAUUGACUACACACAAUCAAGCUUGGCACUCGAACAAUGCUAAUGUUAUACCCUACGGGAAUGCUAUGAUCCAGAAUAUGGUAAAGGAGAAUCAGAAUACUAAGCAGACACUAGCUCAGCUUGCAACAAAUAUCUCUUUACUGACCAAGAAGUUUGAUGAGAACCAGAUUAAGAAGGUAAAUGUUUGCGAAGAUGCUUCAAGUAUGCCGAAGAGGAUGUACGAAGUCCAAGAGGGUCCAUAUCAAGAGGGACCUCCUAUGCAGGUUGAAGAUACUAACUAUGUGAACAGCUCUCAAAGGGGUUAUCAAAGGCAGAAUUACCAAGUGGGUUACCAGAAUCAAAAUGAAUGGAGACCUCAGCAAGGCCAAGGGCAGUCAAACGACCAAAGUAGUUUGAGGGUUGAAGCAAUGCUUGAAAAGGUUCUGGGAAAUCAAACCAAGUCUAAAAAGAUGUUAUCCGGGCUAACAGAGAUAGUGGGGUCUCAUACAGCAGCUAUUCAAAAGCUCGAGUUGCAGAUGCGAGAUAUUUCUAGAGAGCAGCACCCUCCUAAAAAAAGAAGACUUCAUAGUGACACUAUUCUGAAUCCAAAGAAUAGAGGAGGCAGUGUUGACUGUGUGUUUGCUAUUAGUACUAGGAGUGGUAAAAAACUCCAAAGUGCUGAAAAGAAGGAGAAAGUUGCUGAUAUUCCAGAAAGUUCAAAAGUGGCUGAUGACAAGAGUAAGCAGACUCUGAAGCGGUUAUCUCUGAACUUUCCAUUCUUGGAUGCUGUUAAGACGAUGCCCGGUUUUGCUAAGUAUUUGAAGGACUUGUUGACCAAGAAGAAGACGGUGCAACAUGAAAUCAUGAGUUUGACUCACAUUGUGAGUUCGAUUAUUUCCACAACUACCGUUCAGACUAAGAGAGAUCCUGGGUUGUUUAACAUUCCUUGUUCUGUUGGGUACCAUGACUUUACUCGCGCUCUGAUUGAUAAUGGGGCGAGGUUAUGUGGAGAGGUUAAUUCGUUUGCUGGGUUAGGCUCAUAUUCUUACAACCCAAAGAAGCUUACUCUUGAUCUGGAAAAUAGAACAACUCCUCUAGCAAAUCCUUCUAUCGUUGAGCCACCGAAGCUUGAGCUUAAGCAGGUCCCAUCACAUUUGAAGUAUGAGUUCUUUGGUCCAAAUAAUAUGUUAUCAAUGAUUGUUUCAGCAUUACUGACUGAGGAGUAG
This is a messenger RNA of Lycium barbarum (goji berry), 1317 nucleotides long. RefSeq lists its product as uncharacterized. The record is from RefSeq and is a predicted model, not a curated record. NCBI's taxonomy places the organism in Eukaryota, Viridiplantae, Streptophyta, Magnoliopsida, Solanales, Solanaceae. The transcript has 5 exons. Bases 1 to 1317 code for a protein of 438 amino acids.